Fomitiporia mediterranea MF3/22 is the source of this 1792-nucleotide messenger RNA. Its product is annotated as kinase-like protein. Gene Ontology annotation, biological process: protein phosphorylation. The record is from RefSeq and is a predicted model, not a curated record. The transcript has 3 exons. The coding region runs from base 1 to 1623 and encodes 540 amino acids. Gene Ontology annotation, molecular function: ATP binding; protein kinase activity. Lineage: Eukaryota; Fungi; Basidiomycota; Agaricomycetes; Hymenochaetales; Hymenochaetaceae.
AUGUCUGAAUCCUGCCUUUCCGACUACGUCCCCAAUUUUGAAGGUCAUAGCUUGACCAUCCAAGAGAAUGGAGUUCGUCGUAAAAUACGAUGUAUCCAGAAGAUUGGGAAGGGCGGAUGGGGGGUUGUCUACCGUGCCGAAGACAUUGACAAUCCUGGAAACUUCUACGCCGUAAAGGUGCUCGCUAUGCAUAGAAUGGACGCUGCGCAGAUUAGGCUCGUCAAGAAGGAAAUCAACCUGCACAGGCUAUGUGCUAAAGACAAUUCGUCGAACGUGGUUCAGAUCAUUUGCACAGUCUAUGACGAUGACUACCACUAUAUCGUUACCGAGUUCUGCGAAAAGGGGGAUCUCCGUAAGAACAUUUGGAGUAGCAGCUAUGUGCGAGACGACGAUGCUAUUAGGGAGAUAUUCCUUCAGAUCCUCGAUGCCAUCGAGUCGUGCCAUAGCUUAGGCGUAUUUCAUCGCGAUCUCAAGCCAGAGAAUAUUCUGGUUAGGAAGGACGGCAAGGUCGCUAUCGGCGAUUUCGGAUUCGCAACACGACGCAGAAGGUCUAAUCAACUCAACCUUGGCACUACGGCAUUCAUGAGUCCUGAGCUUUUCGGUGGGGUCUACGGCGAAGCGAGAUCGUACUCCACGCGUAGAGUCGACAUCUGGGCACUUGGUGUUACCUUGAUUGAGCUUAUCAUGCGUCGAGUGCCCUGGGAACAAGUCACGCUUCCUCAUGUGCAAGCCGUCCAUGCAGACAAAUUCGUUCGCAAGCGUAGGAUUUCUCGCGCUGCAAAUGACAUUAUUAAGGGCAUCUUCCAGCUCGACCCUGCCGAGCGACUUAGCAUCCCCGAAAUACGUAGGCGGAUUUGCAACGUGAAGACGUUUAGACCCGAGGGUCUGGUCAAGCGUGUUAAAAAUGCAAUCGUUGAACGCCGUGUCCGUGAAAGCUCAGAACGCAAGGCUGAGCCUCUUCGUGUCGUUAACGGCGCCGCUUCAAAUUCCUCAUCCAAGAGUGAAGCAGCUGGCAUCAGCAAGCUCAUCAACGAAUUCCCUCUACCACCAAAACAUUGUCCUCUGCCCCCAUCCUCAUCGCCCGAAAUCGGGUCGUUGUUUCUCUCCACCGACGGUACUCCCCGUGUACCCAUCGAUGUCGUGGAUAUUCCCGGGGACGAUAUGGCGGACGACAUCGCCGUUGUCAACGAAUCAAGUGAUAGCGAAUCCAGUGACAGCGAGUCGAGUGAUGGUGGAUCCAGUGGCAUCGUAUGCAAUUGCCGCGACUGUGGUGGUAACGAAUCUAGUGAUAGCGAUACAGACUCAAAAGGGCCUAUCACACCUGAGACGCAUGCAGUUGAUGAGCUUAACGAAGGAAAUACUGAGGAUUUCGGGGCAUUUGACCUUGCGGAUGCGAUUGCAAUUGCCCUGGUUGUAUCUGAUGACGAAGACGACCAAGUUACCGGAGACCAAGUUCCUGCACCAAAGAUGCACAACGAGCAGAAUGUUCAACCCGCACGGACGCAUCAGGAUACUCCUGGCAUCGCUGUCGACGUUGGUGUAGUGCAACAAGUUGCACCGAAACUACCACCACGAAACCCUGCUCGUGGAUCGCCCGGUCCAUAUCGCUUUGAAAUUGACUGAACAAAGCGGUGAAAACCUUCCGAAUCAAAAUUUCAUACUUCUUCUCUUCCAUACCCUUCUUCUCUGGAGACGUAUUACGCACGCGAGCCGGGAAAGACGCACACAUACCACGUUUCGUAAUAAUUCAAUCCAUCCCGCUCGAUUUCAGUCUUUGUUUCAUUAUCCAAAU